Molecule: messenger RNA, 1799 nt
Organism: Cryptomeria japonica (Japanese cedar)
Lineage: Eukaryota; Viridiplantae; Streptophyta; Pinopsida; Cupressales; Cupressaceae
Exons: 8
Coding region: 339-1553 (404 amino acids)
Source: RefSeq, a predicted model, not a curated record
CUCAAAUUCCUCUGCAAAUGGCUUUUCUUAAUGGCUUUUCUUAAAUUCCUCAAAUUCCUCAAGAAUAAAGGCAGAAGGAAAGCAAUUCAUAAAUAUUCUUUGCUUUAGUUAAAAGCAUUUAAAUGCCUAUUCGUAAAUUCCUGUAAAUUCUGAUCUCACGUUCUUUUUUUCUGAAGCGGUAUUGUCAAAAAAUUUAUUUUCCUGAAGCGUUGCAGUUGAAAAUUUUCUUAAUUAGAAGUUGAAGCCUGCAACAUUCUCUCUGGCAUGCAAUAAUACAGCAGAAGAAGCAUUUACAUACCGAUUUUCGUAAAUUUCUUAAUACAGGAGAAGAAGCAAAGAUGGCUUAUGUUCCACCGCACAGGAGAGCAAAGUCGUCGUCUAAGCCUGAAACCCCUCCACAUUCCGUCAACAAAGUAUAUAAAUACCCAGCGCGGGACGAUGAUGCUGCAAGGUCUAACGUUUUCAUAUGGUUUCCUGUUGACGAACAUGUCAAUCCGCCGGCUAAUGUGCAGCUUGACUUCAAACCCUUUGCGGGCCGAUCAUUUCCACAUCUGGAAGACAAAAAGCUUUACACGAUUUCUGUAAACCCCAAUCCCGUAGACGAUGUGGAAAAUGAUACAAGAUCCUUAAUGAUCAAUGAGACCCAUCCAUGGAGGUAUACAUGUGAAAAAAUAAAGGGUGCUUUAAGAGAAUGUUUUCAAAGACUUGAAAAAUAUGUCAAGGGUUCAAAGCCUAAUUAUGCAAAGCCUACUUUUACAGCUCGACUUGGACAAAAUCUAUUUCAUGGUGGUUGGUUAUCGUGGCAUGAAUAUGUCAGCUCAAAUACCUUGGAGAAAAUAUGGAAUAGUGAAAUAAGUCUUCAAAAUCAAUUGAGAAAAGUAUUCUAUACACACAUACCGGAAGAUAUUUUUGAAUCCUUAAAAGAAAAGACCAUUACGAGUUUGGAAUCACCAAUAUUAAAAGAGAAAGUUGUUUAUAUUGUUGAGGUUGGGGAUAUUUUGAAUCCUAAUACUGUGUUACGAAUAACAUGUCGCAAGAAAGGUAUAGAUGGUAAACAACUUGAGCUCAAGAAGAUCGAACUGCAUCCCAUAAGAGCCUUUGUUGCAGAUACAUCUUGCUUGAAAAAGCUGAUGGAUUGGCGCUUGUCAGUGACAGAAACGUAUUUGAUAGAUCUAGAUGAAGAAGAUAAAGAAAGUAUUGAAGGAAUAGUGAAUUCUGCCUGCAUUGACGUGAGUGCAAAAGGAGGAUUGCAGUGGCCCAAUGGAGGCUUUGUGAGAAAAAGAUUUGUGCUCAUAAAAACAUGGACUCUCAAUGUUACUACCAUUGUUGGGAAAACAUGGGACAUUAAGUUUCAGCACGCAGACAGAGCAAAAUUCAUGGAUUCUUCUGGUAUGGUGUCAAAUGAAAUAGAUAUAAAGCUCAAAAGUAUAACCAAAUAUUUGAGGGAUCGGAGGCAAUGGGAGGAAGAGAACAUAAUGAACAUACUGGAAGAUAGCUUGAAAUGGGUUUGGAUGAAAGUUUUGAAUGAAUAUAAUCUUGUGCACAAAGAUUAGCUUCAACGAAUGUGUUCUGGGGGAGUUUGAGACAAUCAAGACCUAUCGUUAUGAGCUACUUGAUUGAAUUAAAUCUGUAUCUUUUUGUGCUUGACAAUACUGUUUAGAUCAUAAGAAGGGUUAGUCCGCACGUUAUGUAUUAUAAAUGAAGUGGAUAAGCAUUUGAUUUAGACACCACUUACGGAUCAGUAUGAUUUAGUGGCAUAUGACAUUUAUAAAAUGAUAUUGAAAAUAAACAAUGUUGGA